AUGGCGUCCCCCACUAAGCUGGAAGAGGUGAUGCACCUAGAUCAGCUGAAGGACCGCACCCCCAAUGAAAUAGAGCAGAUCUGGCUCGAGUUCCACCAGGACCCAAAUCAGCGGCGGGUCGCUGAUGUCAUGACAGCUGAUGAGUACAAGCAGCUCCAGGCACGCGCGCGCUCGAGCCCGAUGUUUGUUCUGCCACUGUCCAAGCCUGGAGGCUUCCUGUCGCUGCUGCUCAACUACCAGUGCCCCCUGGCCCUGCUGACCUCGGUCGAGGAGUACCGGCGGUUUGGCGCAGGGGCGCCGCCCCACAUGACCAUCACUCACUAUACAGAGCUGGCCGAGUCCAAGGGCCUGGUGCUGACGCGCGGUGACAUCAUCAACGACGCGGUGGUCAGCCUGUCUGAGGCGCGGACGCUGCUGCAGCUCGCGCGGGCCUUCUACACAGAGCCAGAGGCGCACCGGCUGGUUUACCAGUUUAAUCACCAGCCAGACAAGUUCAGCUUCGACGCGCUGCUGGCUGAGCUGGGCCACAAGGCGGGCGCCGCGGCCAGCCCCAGCGGCAGCGGCGGCGGCAGCGGCAGUAGCGGCGGCAGCAGAGGCGGCAGCAGCAGCGGCAAGGCGGACGCUUGA
Monoraphidium neglectum is the source of this 627-nucleotide messenger RNA. Its product is annotated as ATP synthase F1 complex assembly factor 1. Gene Ontology annotation, biological process: mitochondrial proton-transporting ATP synthase complex assembly. Lineage: Eukaryota; Viridiplantae; Chlorophyta; Chlorophyceae; Sphaeropleales; Selenastraceae. Gene Ontology annotation, cellular component: mitochondrion. Bases 1 to 627 code for a protein of 208 amino acids. The transcript has 7 exons. The record is from RefSeq and is a predicted model, not a curated record.